Molecule: messenger RNA, 549 nt
Organism: Lodderomyces jiufengensis
Lineage: Eukaryota; Fungi; Ascomycota; Pichiomycetes; Serinales; Debaryomycetaceae
Gene: GIS2
Product: mRNA-binding translational activator
Exons: 1
Coding region: 1-549 (182 amino acids)
Biological process (GO): positive regulation of cytoplasmic translation
Cellular component (GO): cytoplasm
Molecular function (GO): single-stranded RNA binding; translation regulator activity; zinc ion binding
Source: RefSeq, a predicted model, not a curated record
AUGGCAGCAGUAUUUCCAAGAACUUGUUUCAAAUGUGGUGAAGUUGGUCACGUUGCUGAUGAUUGUACACAAGAAGAAAGAUUAUGUUAUAAUUGUCAUAAACCAGGUCAUGAAUCGGGUGAUUGUCCAGAUCCAAAACAAACUACUUCAAAACAAUGUUAUUCAUGUGGUGAUGUAGGUCAUAUCCAAACUGAAUGUCCGAAUCAAUCUCAAGGUACUAAAUGUUAUAAUUGUGGAAAAUUUGGUCAUAUUUCAAAAAAUUGUGAAGAACCUCAACAAAAUAAUCAAUCACACUCAUCAUCAUCAUCAUAUAAAAAACCUUUUGGUGGUUCAUCAAGAGGUGGUAGUUCUGCAACUUGUUAUAAAUGUGGUGGUCCAAAUCAUUUUGCAAGAGAUUGUCAAGCAGGUGGUGUUAAAUGUUAUGCUUGUGGAAAACCAGGUCAUAUUUCAAAAGAAUGUCACUCAUCAUCAGGUGGAGCUAAUUAUGGAUCAAAAACUUGUUAUAAUUGUGGUAAAUCUGGUCACAUUUCAAGAGAAUGUACCGCAUAA